Molecule: messenger RNA, 6609 nt
Organism: Seriola aureovittata
Lineage: Eukaryota; Metazoa; Chordata; Actinopteri; Carangiformes; Carangidae
Gene: lmln
Product: leishmanolysin-like (metallopeptidase M8 family)
Exons: 16
Coding region: 294-2297 (667 amino acids)
Biological process (GO): cell adhesion; proteolysis
Cellular component (GO): membrane; cytoplasm
Molecular function (GO): metalloendopeptidase activity
Source: RefSeq, a predicted model, not a curated record
GAGUGACUCAUCCUCAUCACAGACGAUCUUCGGGGUGCCGGAGCUCUCCUUGCAGCUGACACGGAGAAUCAACCCGGGACUGGCCGCAGCUGUGAGCCGUACAUCUUACCUGUCACCGGCCGGUGUUGUCUCUUCUCUUGUGGUCUGAACGAACGUCGGUCGUAUUUGCGGGAUGCUAAAAUGUUCUGAUUCACCCCGCGAGCGAUGAAUGAAACGAGCACCAAGGGGACCGGACCGGCGGAGGCUCUGUUGACUGCGGGCUGCCGAGCCCCGCCUGUCGGGCUGUACGGAGGAUGGAGCCGAGGCUGAGCGGGGAUGGCAAGCCGUCCGUGUCCUGGUUCCUCCUCGGCCCUGUCUUCGUCCUCUCCCUCCUGGCUGUAUUAGUGAGCUGCCAUGGGACCUGCAAACACCGAGCUCCCCCUCCCGACGAGGUUGUCCAUCAUGUGUACCUGAAACCUGAGCGUCUGACUAAGAGAAGCUCUCCUGACGACCUUCAGCUGAAGAUAAAGAUCAUCUAUGACUACAGUGUUGACCAGCUUCCUGCAGACAAGAGGAGACUGGUGAAGGAUAAGCUGUUUCCUCAGGCCAUCGACUACCUGCAGAGGGCCUUCAGUGUGAGGCGCAGGGUGGGGCCUGUGCUGCUCAGCAGACAAUGUGCGACCAACCAGUACCUGAGGAAGAGAGAUGACCCCCAUCGCUACUGCCAGGGCGCCUGUGCAGACGUCACCCGCUGCGGCCCCAUCAUCAUACCACAGCACCACCUGCAGCAAUGCAAGGUGUGCAGCGAGUCUGGGAAGUCAUGUGGCCCCUCGGGACCCCCAGAUGGCCCCGGAGUGGAGGGGUCCGACUUUGUGCUCUACGUCAGCGGGGUCACCACAGAGCGCUGCGGACAGGAGAACAUCGUGGCCUACGCUGCGUACUGCCAGCUGGAGGCGGAGCUGGACAGACCUGUAGCAGGCUAUGCUAACCUGUGUCCUGCCAUGAUCUCCUCCCAGCCUCAGGAGUUUGAGGGGAUGCUCUCCACCGUCAAGCAUGAGAUCAUCCACGCUCUGGGGUUCUCAGCCGGUCUGUUCGCCUUCUACCACGACGAUGACGGCAAACCUCUGACUCCUCGCUUCGCCAGCGGCCUGCCCGCCUUCAACGAGAGCCUGGGUCUGUACCAGUGGAGCGAGGCGGUGAUCAGGAGGGUCAGCAGGCUGUGGGACAUCAGAGGAGGGGUGAUGGUGCGGCACCAGGUCCACGUCCUCGUCACUCCUCGUGUCGUGGACGAGGCGAGGAGACACUUUAACUGUCCCAUCCUGGAGGGGAUGGAGCUGGAGAACCAGGGCGGGACGGGGACAGAGCUGAACCACUGGGAGAAGAGGCUGCUGGAGAACGAGGCGAUGACGGGCUCCCACACCCAGAACCGGGUGUUCUCUCGGCUGACGCUGGCCAUCAUGGAGGACAGCGGCUGGUACCGAGCCAACUACAGCCUGGCUCAGAGGCUGGACUGGGGCCGCGGCCUCGGCUGCGACUUCGUCAUGAAGAGCUGCAAGUUCUGGAUGGACCGGCAGAGACAGAGGCGCCACGCUGUGACUCCGUACUGUGACACGGUGCGAGCGUCUCCUCUGCAGCUCACCUGCAGACAGGACCAGCUCGCCGUGGCUGUCUGCAACCUGCAGAAAUACCCACAGGAGCUGCCGCUGGAGUACCAGUACUUUGAGCGUGUCCCAGACGUGGCGGCUGACCAGCUGUCGUUCUUCGGUGGAGCCGUGGAGAUCGCUGACUUCUGUCCCUUCAGUCAGGAGUUCAGUUGGCACCUGAGUGGAGAGUAUCAGAGGAACUCGUACUGCAGAGUGUCUGAGAACCAGCCAGACUGGUGGAGGAACUAUGGGGCGGAGCAGUAUGGACCGGACUCUGUGUGUCUGUACCAGAAGUCGGCGUUUGUGAUGGAGCAGUGCACCAGGAAGAUGACGUACCCUGACUGGGGCUCCGGCUGCUACAAGGUGUGGUGCUCGGCUCAGGGCCUGACGGUGUUCGUUCAGGAUCGCUCCUUCCUGUGCGUUCGUAAAGGUCAGCUGCUGAGUGUCAGCGUUCGGGUCAACGACUGGGUUUAUAACGGCGUCCUGAUCUGCCCCGCCUGCACCGACUUCUGCGACGACUGCCCCCUCCCCCACCAGCUGCCCCCCAUCAACACCUCCAGGAGUAACCCCAUCGACCCCUGCUCCAGUUCUCCAGGUCUGGCCAUCACUCUGUGGCUGCUGCUGCUCAACCUGCUCCCCCUAGUGGCCGGACUGCUGCUCUGCCACUGCAGCUGAUCUCACACACACACGCACACACACACACACACACACACACACACACACACACACACACACACACACACGCACACACACGCUAAGGUAGCUGGACAUGUUACUGUCCUAAACACUCAGUCCUCUGUGGGCUGCAGACUUUUCUUCUCCUUCUUUCCUUCCUUCCUUUGUUCCUUGUUUCCUUUUCUUUCUCCUUCAUUCCUUCCUCAGGACCUCCACUCUUUCAUUCCUCUUCUCUCCGUUCCUCAGUUCAUUUCAUAAACGACACGAGGACAGACUGUAUCUUCGUCAGGGAUCUUUGUGCUGAAGUUUCAGCGCGGUGCAGCGAACACUUCGUCCUCUGGAUCCUCUGCUUUUUAAUAUUACAUCGUUUCUCUGGACUGGACCCUGUCUGUCUGUCUGUCUGUCUGUCUGUCUGUCUGUCUGUCUGUCUGUUGGCUCGAGGUGCAGCAGAACACCUGGUGGAGUCUCUGUGGUUUGGGAUCAGAGUAAAGAGACGUGAGACUGAAGACCACGAGGACCAGAUCCCUCUCAGAUCCUCCAGACCAGCACUGCAGGACUGUGCGUGACAGUUGAAGUGUGAUUGCGACUUUCCGGCUUUAAAGCUAUUUUUCCUCGUGCUUUUAAGCUGAAAGAGCCGUCUCCUUCCUCUCCUUCUCCUCCUUCUUCUUCUUCCUCUGACUGAACCACCAUGAGGACCUCUGCUGUGUGUUGCCCCCCGCUGUUAGCAGGAGGUAACUGAUCUGUUUUUGUUUUUUAAGUCUGAAGGAUCUUUUAUCUGAAAACUUGUACUGUAAAUAUGAAUGACACUUUCCUGUUCUUUAGAGGGGGAGGGGGGAGGGUGGUGGAGGAAGUUUCCCAGCAUCCUCCAGACACGUCACCUGAGUUUAAAUUAUUUACUAAAUUUCAUGUCCCAACAAAGACAAACAGAAAUCUUAGUGAGAGUCCUGCACUGGCUAAAAUUAAACCAGAUAUAUGUCAUUCCUGACCCUGACCCUGACCCUCAUCCUCAUCCUCAUCCUCAUCCUGACCCUGACCCUGACCCUGACCCUCAUCCUCAUCCUGACCCUCAUCCUGAUCCUGACCCUGAUCCUGAUCCUGACCCUCAUCCUCAUCCUCAUCCUCAUCCUGACCCUGACCCUCAUCCUGAUCCUGACCCUGAUCCUGAUCCUGACCCUCAUCCUCAUCCUCAUCCUCAUCCUGACCCUGACCCUCAUCCUCAUCCUCAUCCUCAUCCUGACCCUGACCCUGACCCUGACCCUCAUCCUGAUCCUGAUCCUGACCCUCAUCCUGACAUCCAAGAUCUGCUGGAGAGAAGACGGCUCACUCUGUUGGAUUUACAGAGGUGUGACGUUCAGAGACACAAACCAACAACAGACAGGUUUCAUUUAGUUGAGUCAUUAAGUUAAUGAAUAUUAAUGAGUGACGACUGAAAGUGAGAAGCUGCUGCCCGGAGGUCUUUGAAAACUGAGCUUUAUUAAUGAUGAUUAGCAUCAAAGUUUUGGGUUAGUGUGCAGUUAGGUGCUGCAGUGUUGGAGCUGAAUAAACGCAGGAAAGAAACAAUGAAGGAUCAGAUUUUGAUCAGCUUUAUUUUAGCCAGUACCGGACCUUUAAAUACGACCACAGCAGGGAAACAUCCGAUUGGCUCAGGACGUCUCUUGAACACACAGAGCAGCCACUAGGAGGACGCUGAGUGGAGCAGUUUCUCUCCGUCUCCUCCUGCCGGUCAGAACCAUGGCGGACAUCAGAUCUUUCCUACUGUCACUGUAGAGGAUCUGAUGACUUCCUCUUCCUCCUCCUUCGUCCCAGUAACAGACACUGAUGUUUCUCAGACUGAAGGACGUUUGGGAAACAGCAGGAAUCACAUGGUGCUGAAUAUUCAAACAUUGAACAUAUAAUGAAAUACAUUUUAAACAGUUUUAUUACAAACAGAUGUUCAACAGCUGUUGAUCAUUUCUGUACUGAAGGAAACACCUGAGCUUUGUGGACUAGCGCUGCUUGUUCUUAAGGUUGCGUUCACAGUCAGCCUGUUGUUAGAGGUUCACUAACGUCUGUUUGAGUUCAGCUGCUGAAGCCGAAUGAGGCCGAUGAGUGUGAAUGCAGGAGUUCGUGUGUCAUGUGACUGCGUUCAUGUCGGAGGGAAGAUGUGCGUUUGUUUGUGUUGUCAUGGAGAGGUGACGACACAUGAUCUACAGUCAGCUGGUUUCUCUCUGUUCAUUCAUCUCCUCUGUUUUAUAGUAUGAAGGACAAACAACAAACGAAUAAUUAAAUACAUAAAUAAAUGUAAAAUACAAACAUUUCAGUCAUGAAAAAUUCUAUUUCUGUAUUUCUACAUUUAUUUAUAUAUUUCUGUGUAUUUAUUUAUUCAUUAACCUCCUAGGACCUGGCGUCCACAUAUGUGGACCUCACAUUUUGGGUUCUCUAGACCACAAUACUAACUUUUUCUCAACAAGGGCCUGGUGACCACAUGAGGAUAUUAUACUGCCACUCAGUAAUCGAAAUUUAAAACUAAUGUCCUCAUAUGUGGACAUCAUUUUUCUCAGGUCCCAAUCAGCCUGAAUAGAAAAGAGAAAUUAAAAAUGCACGCCAUGCAAGAGUUCGGGUCUUAGGAGGUUAAGUAUAGUAUAUAUUUAUAAUUAAUAAGGAGGGACCACCUACCUAAUUAACAUACGGACACAGAAAUAUAUAAAUAAAAUGUAGAAAUACAGGAAUAAAUACAGAAAUGUAAAAAUAAUACAUAUACUUUUUGGUAAUGAUAAAUGCCAUUUUUGUAUUUUUACAUAUAUUUAUUUAUUUAUCCAAGUUAUUAAGUAUGUGAUAUAUUUAUUAAUUAGGUAGGACCGCCAACCCAAUUAACACAGAGAUACAUAAAUAUAAAAUAAAGGCAUUUUGGCAAUGAAAAAUGAUGCUAUUUCUGUAUUUUUACACUUAUAUUUAUUUAUGUAUUUAUUCAUUUAUCUGAGAGCAUUAUAUAUUUGUUUAUUAUUAAUUAGGUAGGCUAAUUAAGAUAUGGACACAGAUGUAGACUUUUAGAAAUGAAGGACUAAAUAAUAAAUAAAUAAAAAUAUGUAAAUAUAUGCAUAAAUAAAUAAAGGUAAAAAUACAAACAUAGCAUUUUUCAUUACCAAAAUAAUGAUUCAUUUGGGCAUUUAUUUAUGUUUUUAAUUAUUAAUUUAUUUUAUUUGUUCAUCCUCUUUCUCAUUUUUUGUCCUUCAUAUUAUAGAAGUGAUUAUUUGGAAAAAACACUCAUGUUUAUGACAGAAUCAGAAAACAGUAAGUAGACCCUUGAGUUGAGAUCUCUUCACCUCUCCUGUAGCGCCACCAUCAGGACGAAAUCUGAAUCUAACUGGCAGGAACACGUUCAUUUUCUCCAGAGGAUGAACCCUCAAACCCUGUGUGUGUUAGCGCUGUAGCUAUGCUAUGCUAGCGGAAAGAUGGAAUUACAUGUUGGAGUUUUCAGACCAAACAAAAGUAAUUAAAGAAAAUCAGGUCAUAAUAAAAACGGUAAAGAAGAUGUUAAAGUAACAGUCUCAAUGAUCUGUGUCGUGAUCGUUGGCGACACCUGUGGCCGUACACCGUAACUGCAGCUGUGUUUUCCAAGCUCACGCUCGUCGCCGUCUGUGACUCGUGUUCCUUGUUCCUUUGUGGACGAUCUUGGAGACUGUCACUUUAUAAGAAUCAUUGUGUGUUAUUAUUCUUCAGUUUCCUCAAUCGCUCGUUGUGGCGUCAGUUUUGGAGUGAAACUCUUCGUGGUUCUGUAGAGCAGCUCGUUCAGUUUCACGCUGUGUUUACACUAAAGAAGAAGAACUGGCCUUAAAGUGACAUGAAGAACACAGUGUUUAUUGAAACCCAUCAGGGGAGUCGGUCCAUGGUCUUUGAGACGUUUCAGUCAUGUGACUGAGCUGAAGCGCCAACAGGAAGUUGAGUGAUGAACAAAAUGAACUGCUGAUUUAAAAACAAACAUGUUGAUGUUUACAGUUGAGACUCGUGUAGUUUAUCUGACAUUACUGUGAUGCUUCAUGCUGUAGAGUUUGUGUCUGUCCACAUUUUAUUUUGUUCAACUCGUCUGUCUGCAGGUCGUCUUUUUAUCCUAUUUAUUUUAUUCUUACGAAGAUGUUCGAUGUGAAGUUGCACUGAGCUGAGAAAAUCUUGAGUUUGAAAGUGAAGAUAUGUUUGGAGAAAUAAUUUGAUGCAGUUGUGAGUCCUUCAGUGAUCAGCUGAUCUUUGUUGUUUUUAUUUUGUGUGUUUUUUAGAAAAAGGGCUGCUUUUUAAGACAAACCAAGACUGUCCAAAUAAAAUGCAUCUGUAUCCCAGA